Orussus abietinus is the source of this 1241-nucleotide messenger RNA. RefSeq names its product dimethyladenosine transferase 1, mitochondrial (gene mtTFB1). NCBI's taxonomy places the organism in Eukaryota, Metazoa, Arthropoda, Insecta, Hymenoptera, Orussidae. Gene Ontology annotation, biological process: transcription initiation at mitochondrial promoter; rRNA methylation. Gene Ontology annotation, molecular function: mitochondrial transcription factor activity; rRNA (adenine-N6,N6-)-dimethyltransferase activity. The record is from RefSeq and is a predicted model, not a curated record. The coding region runs from base 19 to 1041 and encodes 340 amino acids. The transcript is spliced from 3 exons. Gene Ontology annotation, cellular component: mitochondrial matrix.
UCCAAAGGAAAAGAAAUAAUGAGUGCGUUAAGAAUACCACCUCUUCCAUCGGUACGUGAUUUGGUAAAACUUUACCGAAUAAGAGCUAUUAAGCAGCUGUCUCAAAAUUUUUUGAUGGAUAACCGUUUGUGCGAUAAAAUUGUAAAAGUUGCGGGUAAGUUAAACAAUGCACAAGUAUUGGAAGUUGGACCAGGACCUGGAGGGCUGACUCGAUGCAUCAUUAAAAGGCAGCCGAAAAGACUAGUUGUGGUAGAAAAGGAUGAAAGGUUUAUGCCAACGCUAGAAAUGUUAGCCGAUACAUUUUCAACUAUUGGAGGGAAGAUGGAUAUUAAGCUGGAUGAUAUCAGAUCCAUAAACAUGGCAAACGUAUUCUCAGAAGAUGAAAAAAGACAAUGGGAUGACAUUUGUCCAAAGAUGUAUAUCAUUGGCAACCUCCCAUUUAAUAUUUCAACACCACUUAUUAUAAAAUGGCUGAAGGACAUAUCGGAAAGAAAUGGAGCAUGGUCUAUGGGCAGAGCUCGUCUUACUUUGACUUUUCAAAAAGAGGUGGCAGAACGCUUAGUAGCCGAACCUUGUGAAGAUCAAAGAUGUCGACUUUCCAUGAUGGCUCAAGCUUGGACAAAGCCACAUCUGGAAUUUGUCAUUCCUGGAAGAGCAUUUGUACCAAAGCCAGACGUUGACGUAGGAGUAGUAACGUUCACCCCAUUGGUCCAUCCUCUUACAGCCCAUAAUUUUCAACUUUUUGAGAAAGUUGUCCGUCACAUUUUUAGUUUUCGUCAGAAGUACUGUAUUAAGAGCAUUGGGACUCUAUUCCCUCCGGACAACCGAGAGAUGCUGGCUGCACUAAUGUUUAAACUCUCCGAUCUAGAUCCAACUACUCGGCCGUUUCAAUUAUCAAUUAAGGAUAUGGAUAAGCUUUGUACAGCGUACAUAUAUCUUACAGAGAAGCAUCCCGAAAUUAAGUUGUACGAUUACAGAAGCAGUCACUGCGUUUUACCGUCGAGCUUGGCAAAAAAUAUCCAGAUAGAAGCGGUGGCGUAGAGAUGCAAUCAAAUUUGUCAUGUUUUGAUACGUAACUGGAUAUUACUGUACGGAGUAUCGUUUUCUUGUUUUUAUUAAAACGUAAGCUCUGUCACACUUUAGUAUGGUAGUGGUUUCAAUGCGCGUAGAGCCGUACGAGCUCGGUGUAAACGUGUGUAUGUACAACAGAUUAAAGCUUAAAUAAAAUGCGGUAUAACGUA